AUGUUUGGGCAAACUACCUAUAAACCAAUUACAAAUGUUGAAACAAGAUUUGAUGAUGUCAAAGGUAUUGAUGAAUGUAGAGGCGAAUUGGAAGAAAUUGUUGAUUUUUUGAAAAAUCCAGAAAAGUUUAACAAAUUGGGUGGUAAACUUCCUAAGGGUGUUCUCCUUGUAGGUAAACCUGGUGUUGGUAAGACCCUCCUUGCCAAGGCUAUUGCUGGUGAAGCUGGAGUUCCUUUCUUCUUCUGUUCAGGAUCUGAAUUUGACGAAAUGUUUGUCGGUGUUGGUGCUAAACGUAUUAGAGAAUUGUUUGCUGCAGCAAGAAAGCAAGCACCUUGUAUUAUCUUUAUUGAUGAAAUUGACUCUCUUGGUGGUAAAAGAACAGCCAGAGAUCCAUUCUAUUCUAAACAAACACUCAAUCAAAUCCUUUCGGAAAUGGAUGGUUUCAAAUCAAGUGAAGGAAUCAUUGUUAUCGGUGCUACUAACUUGUUAGAUUCUCUUGAUAAGGCUUUAAUUAGACCUGGAAGAUUUGAUAGACAUAUUGAAGUUCCUCUUCCUGAUUUGAAAGGUAGAAAGGAUAUUUUGAGUUUGUACUUGAAGAAAGUACCAAUUAAUCCAGCUGUAAAUAUUGACACAAUUGCCAAAAAGACAACAGGAUUUACUGGAGCUGAUUUAGAAAAUCUUGUCAAUGUUGCAUCGAUAAGAGCAUGUACAAAGAAUAAGGAACAAGUUAGUAAUGAUGAUAUGGAUUAUGCCUUCGAUAGAAUUGUUAUGGGUAUUGCAAGAACAUCUAGUAUUAAUUUGAUGAAUGAAAAGGAUAAGGAAAUUACUGCUAUUCACGAAUGUGGACAUGCUUUAGUUGUCUUACUCAAUCAAAAGAAUCUUACUCAUAAUAAGGAUAAUCUUCACAAGAUCACUAUUAUUCCUAGAGGUAGUGCCCUUGGUUUCACAGCAUCUUUGCCUGAACGAGAGGUUCAUCACAUGUCUAAACAACAAUAUCAUCAAAUUAUAGAUAAGGCUCUUGGAGGUGUUGUUGCUGAGGAAAUUUGUUAUGGAAAGGAUUAUGUCACAAGUGGUUGUACAUCAGAUUUACAACAUGCUACAAAUAUUGCCAGAGCUAUGGUUACAAGAUUUGGUAUGAGUGAAUUGGGAUUAAUCGAUUUUACUGAAGAAUCAGGUUCUAUGUAUCAAAAGGGUCCUGAGUUCUCUCCAGAAACCAAGAGAUUAAUUGAUAUUGAAAUUCAAAAGAUUGUCAAUGGUUCUUAUGAAAGAGUUAAAAAGAUGCUUAAGGAAAAUGAACCUCAAUUGAGGAAGCUUGCCCACGAGUUGGUCAAGUAUGAAACCUUAUCAGGAAAGGAAGUUUUAGAUAUUUUGGAUGGAAAAGAAGUUACUCGUUCCAUUGCUGGUGAAGUUGAUUAUUAA
Molecule: messenger RNA, 1419 nt
Organism: Naegleria gruberi
Lineage: Eukaryota; Heterolobosea; Eutetramitea; Acrasida; Naegleriidae
Exons: 1
Coding region: 1-1419 (472 amino acids)
Biological process (GO): proteolysis
Cellular component (GO): chloroplast thylakoid
Molecular function (GO): ATP hydrolysis activity; ATP-dependent peptidase activity; metalloendopeptidase activity
Source: RefSeq, a predicted model, not a curated record